This is a messenger RNA of Loa loa (African eye worm), 723 nucleotides long. RefSeq lists its product as hypothetical. The transcript has 7 exons. NCBI's taxonomy places the organism in Eukaryota, Metazoa, Nematoda, Chromadorea, Rhabditida, Onchocercidae. The record is from RefSeq and is a predicted model, not a curated record. The coding region runs from base 1 to 723 and encodes 240 amino acids.
AUGCCGAAAGAAUUGUGUCUCCCCAAUACCGCCCGAGGAGACUUUCCGUCGUACUUCUUACAGUCGGACUCAUCGAUUGUGCCAGAUUAUGUUGAAGGUUUAAUUAUUGCACCAAAGGAUGGAAAAAUUAGCGCCGAUAUUUUGGAUGAUAUUGCUCGUUUGGGCGCAUAUUUACACUUAGCAGAUGUAGAAGAACGACCCGCAUGUGUUACAGUUAAAAAUGUUGCUGAAUUGAUUCCAAAAACAGUCUAUCCAAUCCGAACGAUUGAUCAAUGGGUUGAACGUAUCAAUGCGAAAUUACAUGCAAUCCAACAACACAAUAUCAAUCAAACUAAUGCGCGAGCAAAUUUUUUGGAAAUACUUGAAAAAUGUCCCUAUUUUGGGAUGACAUUUUUCUUCGUCUAUAAUGUUAUUGAUGAAAAUGAACAAACAGGCGAAUGUUUACUUGCUAUUAAUAAACAUGGCAUUAAAGUGAUUAAUAUCAAUGAUCGUGAAGAAAUAUUAAAGAUUGCAUUAACUGAGAUUAUAUCGACAAAUCGUUACUCCACACAACAAGGAAUAUUUUUGGAUAUUAAAAUUGGUAAUCAAUAUAGGAAUAAAAAUAUAACCAUAUGUACUGAACAGGGUAUUGAAAUUUCACGUCUUUUGGGACAGUAUAUUUAUGUGGAUAGCGAAAAUCGUGCAUUUAUCACAGGUAUCGAACAGCAAGAAUUACGAAGCUAA